Molecule: messenger RNA, 2050 nt
Organism: Amborella trichopoda
Lineage: Eukaryota; Viridiplantae; Streptophyta; Magnoliopsida; Amborellales; Amborellaceae
Gene: GPRI1
Product: GBF's pro-rich region-interacting factor 1
Biological process (GO): positive regulation of DNA-templated transcription
Cellular component (GO): nucleus
Molecular function (GO): DNA-binding transcription factor activity; transcription cis-regulatory region binding
Source: RefSeq, a predicted model, not a curated record
UCCAUCGCUCUCUCUCACUACAAACGGACACUAGCUAGGUGUCCAAUAACACUCAUAGACGGAGGGUUAAGUAAUUAAGAGCCAUGGAUGAAUCUUAACCCAAAAGACGAAGAUAAACCUCUAGAGAGAGAGAGAGAGAGAGAGAGAGUCGAAGGCAAACCUCUAGAGAGAGAGAGCAUUAUUGGUUUGAGAUGCUAUUUUUUCCUCUCAGAUGUUGAGAAAGAGAGAGGACGGAGAUGGGUUUUGAGGUUUUAGGUGCCGCUGCGCGCAGAGAGCGUGGAAGACACGAGUAAGUGAGAGAGCAAAGUGAGAGAGAGAGAAGAGGAGAAGAGAGAGAGAGAGAGAGAGAGAGGGGCUUGUGAUGCUGGCAGUAAGAUCUCUGGCGAGUCCCUAUGACAAGAGAGAAGAGGAAAGGUGCAGUGAUGGAGAUGAAGAGAGAGAAGUUGAUUCGAGUUUUUUGGUUUUGGAGAAUGGCUUGGUGUUUGACGAUCUAUUCUUCGACAUUGAUGAUACAGAUAUAUUACCGGAGCUUGAAUUGGAUCUGGAGAUGCUUGCGGAUCUCUCAUCCGACGAUCACCAGUUUCUCUCCCUCCAAAAACAAGAAGAGGAAGAUGAAAACCAACCAUCUUUCUCUUUCCAAGAAGAAGAAAACCACCCAUCUAUCUCUCUUCAAGAACGACAGAACCCAACUUUCUCUCUCAAAAGAGAAGACAGCCCAAGUUCUCCUCUCCAAAGGGAAAAGCACACAACUUUCUCUCUCCAAAAAGGGGAGCACCCAAUUCCCCCUCCACCAUCACCAUCGCAACCACAAAACUCAUCAGAGGAUUCAUCAUCUCAAAAAACAGGGAAAAAGAGCCGGUCUUCGUCAUCGUCCUCGGAGGUAGAUAAAUCACAAAAAUCUAAAAGAGGAGCUCAAGGGAAGAGAAAGGUGAAGGUGGAUUGGACGCCUGAGCUCCACAGGCGGUUCGUUCAGGCGGUGGAGCAGCUGGGUGUGGAUAAGGCGGUGCCCUCGCGAAUAUUGGAACUGAUGGGCAUUGACUGUCUCACUCGCCACAACAUCGCCAGUCACCUUCAGAAAUAUCGGUCACACAGAAAGCAUCUACUGGCAAGGGAAGCUGAGGCAGCAAGUUGGAGCCAAAGGAGACAAAUGUAUUGGGGAGGAGUUAACAAUCACAACAUCAAGAGAGACUUCCUCUCUCCUCUCUCUAACCAUAACCCCCAUGCUUGGCCAAUUCAUUCCAUCGGAUUCCCACCUCCUCAUCUCAGGCCUUUGCACGUGUGGGGACAUCCGACCGUCGAUCCAUCACAUGUUUGGUCCAAGCACCUUGUUCCUUCGCUCUCUCCUCCUCCUCCUCCCCCUCCCCCGCCUUGGCCUCCACAUGCACCACCACCACCAGCCGAAGCCCCACCCUAUUGGCACCCCCACAAUCUCACCGGGACCAGCGGCCCUACCCCAGGGACGCCUUUCUAUCCCAUGAGGUUUCCGGUAACGCCUGUUCAAGGAGUUCCGCCUGCGGGCGUAGCUUUACCACCUGCACCCGCCGACCCUCUUAUGCAAUUCGACCUUCACCCGUCAAAAGAAACUAUAGAUGCUGCCAUCGGUGAUGCUUUAGCAAAUCCAUGGCGUCCACUUCCUCUUGGAUUGAAGCCUCCAUCUUUGGACAGUGUUAUAGUUGAACUACAACGGCAAGGGAUAUCUAAGUUACCUCCAGCUUGUGUUUGACAAGACAAACAAGUAGCACCAACUGAUAUUCCCUUUGCUCCGAAAAUUCGACGACAUGUCUCGGUUCUUCAUACAUGUUUUUUUUCAGUUUUUUGACCACCCAACUUACUUCCUUACCAUUUCAAAACCUUUGGUGAUUUCACUACAAUUGUGUACAUUUUGGCAGCCCUAUGAUCCUUAUAAUGAGAAAGUAUCCCAACGGCUUAUCCUCUGGGCUUUUUUUCGAGAAAAAUUGGCAAAAGAGUCCAACCAUUUCUCGUUUCGUGUGUAUCAUCCUUGCACAGUGGCCGUAUUUUUAUCAUAUGUCUCCGAAGAGAUUUCCGUUUU